AUGUAUUCAUAUUGGUUAAGAUAUUGCUACCCUUCUGAUAUAGCUAGUGUGUCUUGCCGUGAUAUUGAUGAAUGUCAACAGGGCAUAUCAGGGUGUUCUCAAGUAUGUACUAACACGAUUGGCAGUUACUUGUGUAGCUGUUAUCCUGGAUAUCAACUGAGUAAUGACAGUCACUAUUGCAUAGAUAUUGAUGAAUGUGAUGAAGAACUUGGUGCCUGCAGUCAAAGUUGUACUAAUACUGAUGGAAGUUAUAUAUGUAACUGUACUACUGGUUAUACAUUGAAUAAUGAUGGUCAAACUUGUAAUGACAUCAAUGAGUGUAUUGUCGAUAAUGGUGAUUGUGGCAGUAUAUGUAUUAACACGAAUGGUAGCUAUUUUUGUUCUUGUGAGUCUGGUUUUACUUUAGAAGCCGACCAAUAUAAUUGCACAGAUAUCAAUGAGUGUCUCACUGAUAAUGGUGGAUGUAGUUAUACCUGUAUAAAUACUCCAGGAAGCUACACAUGUGAUUGCAGCACUGGUUAUAACUAUGAUCCCAUUGAAAUGAAUUGCUCUGACAUUAAUGAAUGUGAUAUGGCUAAUGGUGGUUGCGAGGAUAUUUGCACAAACACUAAUGGAAGUUUUUAUUGCUCAUGCUCCUCUGGUUUUGAGUUAAAAAAUAAUGUUUUCUGUUCAGAUGUUAAUGAGUGCUCACAGAGUGCUUCAAGCUGUGCCCAAGUGUGUAUUAAUACUGUUGGUAGUUAUCAAUGUAGUUGUCAUGUGGGACAUAUUUUAGCAUCUGAUGGUCGUAACUGUGAUGCAGUUGCUGUUGGAAAGUGCUUAGGAGCAGGUAUUUGUAAUCAGCAAUGUACCAAUUCUCCUGGAUCAACUGAAGGUUUUAUUUGUUCUUGUUAUUCUGGAUAUGUGCUCAGUAAUGACAGUCACACAUGCAUAGAUAUUGAUGAAUGUGAUGCUAUGAACAUAAGUUGUGAACAGACGUGUCACAACAGUCAAGGAUCCUAUUAUUGUUCAUGCUUUGAUGGCUAUGGUUUAGAUUCUGAUAAAUACAACUGCUCAGACAUCAAUGAGUGUAAUGAUGAUAAUGGGGGCUGUGAGCAAAUUUGCACUAAUACUAUUGGAAGCUACUUGUGUACUUGUAAUGUUGGCUAUGCACUGACAAAUGAUAAAUUUUGUUCAGAUAUCAAUGAAUGUAGUAUUAGCAAUGGUGGUUGUGAACAAACCUGUUACAAUACUGCGGGAAGCUAUUACUGUAUGUGUGGUACUGGAUUCACUUUAAAUGCAUACAAUAAUUGCACAGACAUCAAGGAAUGUGAUACUAAUAAUGGAGGUUGUGGCCAGUCUUGUCACAAUACAUUUGGUAGCUAUUACUGUACUUGCAACAACAGCUACUCACUCAAUGCUGACUAUCAUACGUGUGAUGAUAUUGAUGAGUGUGUCUAUGGUACUCAUGGUUGUAAUCAGAACUGUACUAAUACUAAUGGAUCUUAUCUUUGUUACUGUAUGACUGGUUAUCAUCUUAUGGACAAUCAAAAAAUAUGCACUGAUACAAAUGAGUGUCUUUUGAGUAAUGGUGGUUGUUCUCAGUUGUGUACUAAUACUAUUGGUAGCUAUCAGUGUAACUGUAGGAAUGGAUAUCAGCUAAGUGAUAAUGAAAUUGAUUGUGAUGAUAUUAAUGAGUGUAUUAAUGGCACUCAUCUAUGUGAACACAACUGUUAUAAUACUAAUGGUAGUUAUGUCUGUGAUUGUGAACCAGGCUACCAAUUAUCAAAUGGACUAACAUGUUCUGAUAUCAAUGAAUGUGAGGCUAAUAAUGGAGGCUGUGCUCAAGUGUGUGUUAAUCAAGUUGGAUCAUAUUAUUGUCAGUGUAACAAUGGAUAUACUCUUGAUGAUGAUGCUCAUGGGUGUUCAGAUCACAAUGAAUGCUUGAACAAUGUUAAUGCUUGUGAACAAAUCUGUCACAAUUCUAACAGUUCUUACUCUUGCUCAUGUUUAUCAGGAUACAGACUAGCUGAUAAUAAUAGAACUUGUGAUGAUAUUAAUGAGUGUUCUGAAGGACUGUCAAGUUGUAAUCAGUUGUGUAUUAAUACUAUUGGAAGUUAUGAUUGUGAUUGUUAUGCUGGAUUUGAUUUGAAAAGUGACAACAAAACAUGUCUAGAUAUCAAUGAGUGUACUGAUGAUAAUAGAGGUUGUUCUGAUUUAUGUACUAACACAAUUGGUAGUUAUUAUUGUUCUUGUAAUUCUGGUUACUCACUGAACAGUGACAAGCAUAAUUGCAGUGACAUCAACGAGUGUUUAUCUGAUAAUGUUUGCAUGCAUUCUUGUAUUAAUACACCUGGCAGCUAUUAUUGUACUUGUGGAUCUGGUUAUACUUUAAAUAAUGAUACAAACAUUUGUCAAGAUAUUAAUGAGUGUGGACUUAAUAAUGGGGACUGUGAACAGCUGUGUAAUAAUAGUAUUGGAAGUUACUGGUGCUCUUGUCUUACUGGAUACACAUUAGAUGCAAACAAUAUGAAUUGCUCAGAUAUUAAUGAGUGUGAUACUAACAAUGGAGGUUGUGAACAGAUUUGUACUAAUACUGAAUCAUCCUAUCAGUGUUCUUGUAGUGAAGGAUUUAGCUUACAUAACUAUUUCUUUUGUUCAGAUAUUGAUGAAUGUACUGAUGGUACUGGUAAUUGUAGUCAUAUUUGCUUAAACACAGUUGGCAGCUAUACCUGUCAGUGCCGGCUAGGAUAUGAGCUUGAUACUGAUAAUCAUAGUUGUAUUGGUAAGUUCAUUUAA
Messenger RNA from Amphimedon queenslandica, 2775 nucleotides. RefSeq names its product fibrillin-1-like. Gene Ontology annotation, molecular function: calcium ion binding. NCBI's taxonomy places the organism in Eukaryota, Metazoa, Porifera, Demospongiae, Haplosclerida, Niphatidae. Bases 1 to 2775 code for a protein of 924 amino acids. The record is from RefSeq and is a predicted model, not a curated record. The transcript is spliced from 22 exons.